Messenger RNA from Closterium sp. NIES-67, 11264 nucleotides. The record is from the annotation of a GenBank genome assembly. NCBI's taxonomy places the organism in Eukaryota, Viridiplantae, Streptophyta, Zygnematophyceae, Desmidiales, Closteriaceae.
AUAGCUUAUUUGUACGGAACUAGAAGCCUAGUGCUGAUCUCAGCUUGCUGACUUAACCCCGUACUGUAACUACUAACUUAUCCUUUUUCAUGAGUUAAGCUCGCUCUCUGAACAGCAACGGAUAGCCCUUUUUUCGUGCAUCCGUUACUUUUAGGUCUCCAUCAGGACUGUUAUGUUCAUAGCGCUUCGCGACAAUGGCAAGCCUUUGGGGUUCCCGACGCAUGUCGAAACAGCUCACGCGCCAAUCAAAACGCGAGAAAGGCAAAAGGCCCGAAGAGCCUCAGGAGCUAGAUUUAACUCGCCUGCAGUCCACUAAUUCGAGGACUCGCAAGAAGGCGGAGCUUAUAAAGAAAGUGAGCGAAUCGCGUCGCCGGUUCCACUUUAGAGAGCUCCUGUGCAUCGCGCUGCCGCCGAACGCGACGCUCGAAGACGGACAACUACCAUGGCCGCUCUGCUCCCCUCCCACCACGCCGGACGCAUCCGGCCGAGGGCUGACGUGGUUCCCGAACGCCAGCGCGGACGACGAGUGGCUGGACGAGGUCGAAGCUGCCACGGCCUCACACGGCGCCUUGCCCGCAGGCUCAGGCUCAGGUGCGCUGCUGCAGGCUGCGAGCAGCAGCGCUGUAUCCAGACACGUGCGAGAGGAGGUUGUAAAGAUUGAGGAGGUCUCUACCGAAAUCGUGACCGUUGAGGAGCUAUCCACAGAGAUCAACCAGCCGGUUAGGUCUGGGAGAAGACGGAGGUCAGGGGCGAGAGCAAGGGCAGAGACAGGCACAGGAGAAGAGGAGGAGAAGAAGGGGAGGAAAGGCAGGAAGGGCGGUAGCAGGUCGAAGAGAGAAGCUCAGCCGCCAGACGAGGCAACGAGCGCGGAUCCUAGAGUGCUGCCUGAAAGGCCUGCUGCUGCUCCUGAAGCAAGGAACGUGGGGGCGCCACAGACUGCUGCUAGCCCUUCAGCUGGAGUGCGGGAAACAGCGUCUGCUGCUAGCCCUGGUGCCGCUACUGCUGGGCUCGCCGCUGGCUUGGCAGGAGGGGUUGCGGCAGCAGCAGGAAGCAGCGGGGAGGUGAUGGAAGAGGAAGGACGGCCAGAGCCGCAGCCAGUGGCGGAGGAGAUGAGUGUUGACUCCAGAAUACUAGAGUCAGCAGUACUAGCGUCAGCGGACGCAGCGAGCGACUUGGCUACAGAUGGUACAGCCUCAGCCAUGCAGACGGUGCAGGAGGGCAGAGAAGAAAUAGGUGAAGCAGCAGAAGCAGCAGAAGCAGCAGAGGCAGCAGAGGCAGCAGAGGCAGCAGAGGCAGCAGAGGCAGCAGAGGCAGCAGAAGCAGCUGAAACAGCAGACGCAGGUGAACCAGGGCCAAGCGGAGCAGCAGUUGCUGCUGCAGGCGGCGUUGGUGCAGGGGCAGCAGUGGCGGCAGGAGCAGUGGUAGGAGGAGCCCUAGGCGCUGCUCUUUCCCGGGAAGACUCCAGAGACCAGUCCGGAGGGGGGUCGAAACGAGCCACCCCUGUGACCCCCCUGGGUGGUAGUUCGCCCGUAUCUGCAGGGGAGGAGGGCGGCAGGAGAGGGGUGAAGGCGAAGAGGAACAAGGUCUCGAGUGAGGAGGUGUCAGGGGGGAGUGGGAGGGGAGCGAGCAGCGGGACUGGAAGCAUGGGGCGCAGUAGUGGUGGCAGCAGUAGAGACACGGUCCCACAGCAGCAACUACAGCAGCAAAGGCAGCAGCAGCAGCCGUGGUCCAAGCAACCGCUAUCAGGUCACGGCGCCAGUGGCAUGCCUCCCAUGCCUCCCAUGGGUCCCAUGCGCAGCAACAGCGAGCUGCCCCCCCUCCCCCACCGCAGCGGCAGCGGCAUCCCCCAGCCCCUGCGCAGCAGCAGCGGCCUUGCCGCCCUCAACGCCUCCACCAGUAGCAACCUCCUGCAGCGCGCCGCCACGGGCAGCGGUGACCGUUGGAUCUUCCACUCUGGCGCCGAUCGGGACCAGCUGGUGGAAUCCGACUCCAGUGACGAUUCUGAGACGAUGAGAGGGAGAAAGAAGGGCGUGAAUUGGCAGGGGACCCCUCCUCGGCCUGGGAGUGCGGGCGGGUCGAGAAAGUCGCGGCUAGGGAAGAGAUCUCCCAGGGGGUCCUCGCUGGGCGCGGGUAUGCUGGAGAGGGUUGCGGGAGGGAUGGCGGACAGCAGAGGGAGUUUUGGGGCAGGUGCGGAGAUCAGCAGAGGGAGCAAGAGCAUGAGGGGGCUUCCGGUGGAGGGGCUCGGGUCUGGGGCUCCUGUGCUUAGGCCUGCCACUUCUGGGGGGCUUUUGCUUGAAGAUGUGGGGAAGUAUGAUGACUGGGUGGUCAGCAGCAGCAGGUGCCGGAGUGGCAGCAGGAGUGGCAGCAGGAGUGGGUAUAGGCGCAGCUGCGGGGGUGAUAGCUGGGAACAUCGGCCGGAGAAAGGAAGCAGAGAGGACGUGCAUAGAGCAGGGGGGGAUGACUCAGACUCAGACUCGGAAAUAAAGCGCGAGGCAGGAUGGGGGGGUGUUUCCCAGCAGGGCAGUGGGUUUAGGUUCAGCAGCCAGGGGGAAACGCCUGUUGCUGGGAAUCAGCCAGGGGGCUUCAGGCAGGGGCAAGGCAUGCGCCCCAGCCCCCAACGAGCCCCGGCCGUCGUCGCCCGGCCUCUCCCUUUUGCUUCCAAGUCCCGUUCCUCGGGGGCCCCUCAUCCGCAGCAGCAACUCCCCCCUCGGCCUGGUGGUCCUCCCAAUGCCCCCUCCCAACACGCCCCUUCCCAGCAUGCUCCUUCCCAGGCUCACCCGCUCUCAUCAGGAGCAGCGAAUAAGCCUCGCAUUCCCCCCGUCCCCCCGGCUUAUGGGUAUGCCGGCUCUGCACAACCUCCUGUGUAUGCUGCGCCUGCUGCUGCGUCGGCAGCUGUGCCGGGUACCGCUCCGCACCCCUUCGCACCCACUGCUUUUGCUGGGGGGCCCGGAGGUCCCACUACAGGGCAGGCAGUGGGGCAGCAGCAGGCGCAGCAGCAGUCGUGGGGGGGUUCUGUGGCUGGAUUCUUUGCAGGGGCCAGCGCGUUUGUGUUUGGGGCGAAGCAUGACGGGCAUGCAGGAAAGGAGGCAGGGAGGGAGGCGGGGAGGGAGGCGCAGCAGGGGGGAGAUGCGAGGCAGGCUGGGGAGGCUGGAAUGGGGCUGAGGGAUGGUGAGCAAGAGGGAUCCGGGGCAGCAGGUGCAGGUGUAGCAGCUGUAGCGAGUGGUAGUGGGGGCAGUGGCAGUGGUAGUGCCACGCGUAGCGGCAGUGGCAGUGGUAUGCGCCCUCCUCGCCCUCCGUCCCUUGCCAUCCCAGGAGCAGCAGGCGCUGCCACUAGUCCUGGUGCUGGGCGCCACACCCCCCCCACACAGCCAGGGGCAAAUACAGAGUCUGCAGAACCAGCAGCAGCGGUUGAUAGACAUGCAGCAGAGGGCGGGCAUGAGGCUAUCAUGUCCCCCAUUGCCUUCAUAACAGUGUCGCCGCCUAAGGGCACAGGGAGCAGGGGCACAGACGCUGCAUCAGUGCCAGGUAGAGCAGCAGCAGGGGCAGGAGGGCCAGCAGGAGGGUCAGCAGGGGGGUCAGCAGGGGGGUCAGCAGGAGGGUCAGCAGGGGGGUCACCUAUGAGAGCAGUAGGAGGGGUGGCAGAGGCAGGGUCAAUGGGUCAACAGCCCGCACAGGCCCGGCUUCGCUCCCCUCCUCCCCGCACGCCAGAGGAAGAGGCCAUGGGUCGGGUCUCUGGUAGUGCUGCUGCUGUGCCGGUAGGGGUAGGGGCAACUGAAGCGGGUAGCGGGCAGGGUUACCGGCCAGGGUCGGGAUUCGGCACUGGGUGGAGUAAAGGGUCUGGUGUUAAAGCAGGUGGGGCUGGUGCCGGGUGGGGAGAGGAGAGUGAGGAGGAGAGUGAAGAGGAGGAGACAGAGGAGUCUGAAGAGUAUGAGCAUGAGGAGGAGGAGGAUGAGGAGGAUGAGGAGGAUGAGGAGGAGGAGGAGGAGGAGGAGGAGGUGGAAGAGACAGAAGAGGAGGAUAUGGAGUAUAGCAGUGAGGAGGAAAGUGAGGAGGCAAGAGAGGAGGCAAGUGAGGAGGCAAGUGAGGAGGCAAGUGAGGAGGAAGAGGAAGAUGAGGAGGAGGAAGACGAAGAGGAGGAAGAGGAGGAGGAGGGUGCAGAGGCGUGGGUGGGCAGGCCGCUACUUGCACAUUCACAGGCCAACACACCCACGGCAUACGGGGGCAUGAAGACACCAGAUGCCAUAGGGGGGAUCGUGUUUAUCAACGAGUAUGGCGCUGCCCCGCCCUCCCCUGCUAUGGACACCAACUCGGUGGGUGGGGCAGGGGGGAUGGGUGGGGCGACCACGCCUCUCAGCGGAACAGGGGAAGAUGGGCGCGUGUUUGUGGUCUUCAAUAAGUCUCGGUUCUCACCCACUGCUGCUGGUGCUGGUGCUGCUGGUGCUGGUGUUGGUACUGAUGGGGAUUUGAGCGGGGAGGGGCAGAUCAUGCGUGGUGGCCUUUCUGCAGGCACUAGUGGUUCUGGUCCCCUAGUGGUUCGGAUUGAGAGGGGGGAGGGAGAGGAGGAGAGUGAGGAAGAAGAAGGGGAGGGUGGAAGUGAGGGGUGGGAUGGAGGGGAGAGUGGGGAGGAGGAGAGUGAGGAUCAGAGCGGGACAGAGGGAGAGAGUGAGAUGGAGGGGAGUGAGGAAGGGAGUGGGUUUGAAGGGAGUGGUGAGGAGGAGAGUGAGGGGGAGAGCGAGGGGAGUGAAGGGGAGGAGAGUGGGACUCUGGGGAGUGAGGUGAGGGAAGGUAGGCAGGAGGGUGAAGAUGGGGAUGUGAGUGCGGUGGAGAGCGGUGCUUCUGGGGGAAGUGAAGAAAGCAGUGGGGAGGAUAGUGAGGAGGAAAGUGAGGAGGAGACUUUGGAGGACAGUGAGGAAAGUGAGGAGGCGAGUGAGGAGGGGAGUGAGGAGGGGAGUGAGGAGGGGAGUGAGUCAAGCUUGAGCCCUGUGGGGAGUUCAGACGAGGGGGAGACUGAGUACGUGGGGAGUGAGACAGAGGAGAGUGAGGAGGAGAGUGGGAGUGAGGAGGGGAGUGACGAGAGUGGGAGUGAGGAGGAGAGUGAAGAGAGUGGGAGUGAGAGCGAAGGGACUGAGAGUGGGAGUGAGAGUGAUGGAAGUGAGAGCCAAGAGAGUGAUGAGACAGGGUCAAGUGAGGAAGACGGCACAACUUUGGACGGCACAAUGGACGGCACGCUGGACGGCACGCUGGACGGCACCCUGGACGGCACGAUGGACGGCACUGUGGGCGGCACAAUAGACGACAGGACGCUGGAUGGAACAGUGGAUGUGACUUUGGGAGGCAGUGACACUAUGGAGAGGACUUUUACCAUUGAGGAGACUGAGACGGCAGUCAGUGGAACACUGGGAAGGAGCGGGACUAUAGAGGGGAGUUACACUAUGGAGGGGACAGAAGCCAUGGGGAGAACUAACACGUUCGAGAGUGUAGGCCGGACUGAGACGUUUGAGGGCAGUGGGACGAUGGAGAGAAGUGAUACUAUGGAGGGGAGUGAUACUAUGGAGAGGAGUGGCACUGUAGAGGGAACUGAGGCUAUGGGGAGGACCAACACUUUCGAGACCUUGGGGGGAAGUGGCACUAUGGAGGGGAGUGACACUAUCGAGGGGAGUGGCACUGCAGAUGGUGCAGGAGCAGCAGAUAGAACCCUCACCCUGGAGGGAACUGAAAUCUUGAGCGGCAGUGAGAGGGGCAGGAGGCAGAGGAGUGCCACUGAAAGCGGUAGCAGCUCUUAUCACGAGAGCAGCUUUUCAGAGGGGAGUGAGGCGAGUGAGGAGAGGGAUAGUAGUGAUGGGACCGAGAGUGUGGAAGCUAGUGGUACUUUAGAGGAUAGUGCUACUAUGGAGGAUAGUGACAGUAUGGAGGGGAGUGAGGCUGUGAGCAGGAGUGCCGCUAGCAGGAGCAGAGGAGGCUAUAGUGACGAUGUGGUGCUUAUAGAGGUGGCUACUGUAGCGGGGUCUAGAACCAGUGGGACUGUGUCAAGUAUGCGAGGGGUGAGUGAGACGGGUAGUGACUUGGGGAGGAGUGAGAUGGGGAGGAGUGAGAGAGUGGGGAGUGGAAGGGAAGGUAGUGACACGGAGGCAUCAGAAACAGAGGAAAGUGAGACAGGCAGGAGUGGGAGCGAGGGGAGCAGCAGUGAGCGGAGCGAGGAGAGUGAGAGCGAGGGGAGUGAGGGGAGUGGGAGUGAUGCGAGUGGGGGUGAUGAGCGUGCAAGUCACAGCUCAGAGGCGUCGGAGUAUCACUCCCACUCACAGAGCAGUGCGGGGUCCGAUUCUGAAAGCGGCUCGGAGAAAGGAAGCUUCCACUCUGGUUCCCACGCAAGCAGCUCACACACAACACUGACUCAUGAUUCUGCCUCGAAGAUUUCAGGUUCUGGAGAUGGCAGGUCGGAGAGCGAAGGAAGCCCGCCAGAGAAUGAGUCUGGCGAAUCAGAUUCUGAGCAGCUGUCCAGGUCAGAUUCUCACCCUUCCAGGUCAGCAUCACACCGUUCCAGGUCAGCAUCGGAUGCAUCUGAAGGGGGAGGAGCGAGCAAGAGCAGGUCUGCGUCAAGCCUUAGCCACUCUGCUGCUAGUAGCAAGUCCCCUGGCACAGAGUCAUCUGCUGGUAAAUCCUCUGGUAGGGGGUCGUCUGCAGGGUCGGCUGCCAGCAAGUCUCCCGGCACACAGUCGAGAAGUCAAAGUGGGUCUGAGGGGAGCGGGUCUCAUGGUGGCCGGUCGCGUGGUACUGAGUCGCAGCGCAGCAAGUCAGAGGCGAGUAGGUCGCCGGAUGGUGGGCUGGAUGCAGGUGGAGAGAGUGAGGGGAGAGGGGGGGGGGGUAGUGCGGAGGGCAGUGAGAGUGAGACGGGGAGUGAUGGCCUGACGGACGGGAUGACUGAAGGGACAAGUGUGACGUCCAGUGAUGAGGCGAGUGAGAAGGAGAGCGAAGAAGGGAGUGAGGAAGGGAGUGAGGGAGGGAGUGAGGGAGGGAGUGAGGGAGAAAGUGAGGGAGGGAGUGAGGAAGGGAGUGAGGAAGGGAGUGAGGGAGGGAGUGAGGUGACAGCAGAGACAUCAGAGGAUGGUAGUGAAGGAUCUGGGGAGGGAGAGAGCGAGGGAUCCAGUGACAUGCACAGUGAGGGGUCCAGGGAUAUGCACAGUGAGGGGUCCAGCCGUGCUGACAGUGUGAGCGACGGAAGCGAGGGGAGUGAGGGGAGUGGGUCUGUGGUGUCAGGGUCAACCAACAAGCCCACAGAGUCAAGGGCGGAUUCAGAAGCAAGGUUUGACUCGGACGGAGAGUCGGAACAGCCCUCUGAGCUAGAGGAAAGUGUCGCUACUAGCACUGCUGUUAGUGCUGCCGGCGGCAGUGCUGCUGCCAGUGCUGUUGCCAGUGCUGCUGCUAGCACCAGCCCCACGGGUGCUUCUGAAUCCAGCCGGCAGCUCGGGACGCCGACAGGUGGCGCUGCAUCAUUGGCGGGUGUGAUGGGAUCGCCAGUGGGGGAGGGGUGGAAGAGGCCUCUCACUGUUAAGGUGGGAGGAAGCUCCCAGGAGGCUAGUUCUGAAGAGGAGGAGGAGGAGGAAGAGGAGGAGGAAGAGGAAGAGGAAGAGGAAGAGGACGAGGAAGAGGAAGAGGAAGAGAGUGUGGAUGCCACUGGAAGUGAGGAAGAGGAGGAAAGCUAUGUUGGGGAUGAUGAUGAUGAGGAGGAGGAGGAUGAGGAGGAGGAGGAGGAGCAGCAGGAAGAGAGUGUGUUUACAGAUGACCGGAGCUCAGAGGGGAGCAGUGUUUCAGAGGGGGAAGGGAGAUCGGAACAAGAAGAGAGUUCAGGGGGAGAGGAGGGAGCGGAUGAGGAAGAGGAGGGGAGCAGGAGCAGUGAUGAUGAGGCGUCAGGUGGAGGAGCAACGAGUUUGGGCAGUGAGGAGGGGGAGCUAGAAGGGGUGAGUUCAGGAGAUGAAGGGGCGGUAAUGGGGCGGAGCUCGGGGAGUGAGGAGGAGGAGAGGGCGGUGCGGAUGCUGCGAGCGGAGAGCAAGAGGCGGUUUGAUGCUGUGCUGGGGCAGCUGAAGGUGCUGCUGAAGAGGGAUCCCCAGGGGAGUGAGGAAUUCGAGGAGGGAAGUGAGCAUUCUGAGGGGAGUGAGCACUCGGAGGGGAGUAAGGGUGAUGGAGUGAGUGCCGAAGGUGGGAGGAGGGAGGAGGAUGAUUACAGGUCUGCUAGUGAGAGUGAGGGAGAGGCGCAAGAGGAGGAUGAGUAUAGGUCUGAGAGUGAGGGUGGGAGUGAGGGAGGGAGUGAGGGAGGGAGACAGGAGGAGGAGGAGGAGGAGGAGGAGUGGGUGGAGGAGGUUGCGAGGGUGUCAGAACGAAGUGGGUCGGAGGAGGAGGCGUGGAUGGAAGAGGAGGAGGAGCAGUCAGAAAGGGAGGAGGAGAAUGGCUCGAAAGGUAGGGUGGCGGAGCAUGAUUCUGAAGCAGAGGAGGAGUAUGAUUCUGAAGCAGAGGCGGAGGGUGGCAGUUGGGACGGACAGGAAGGCCAGAAGCUUUCUCAAGAUGGCACUGGUGCUAGUGAUGGUGCUAGUGGUGGUGAUGGUGGUGGUGAUGGCUUAGCUGCCAUUGCUGCUGCUGCAGCUGCUGCUGCUUCAUUUCCGGAGGGUAUCACAGCUGAUGCCGCUGCACACAGCCACAGCAUGCACAGGCCACAAGGAAGCGAGGGGAGAGCUGCAGAGGUGCAUCCUCCUGCCGUUCUCCAAGCAACACCUGCCCCACCCGCCCCACUAGCCCCACCCGGCCCACCCACAUCCCCAGCACCCCAAGCAUCCCCAGUGGGCCCCACUCAACGGAUCCACCUCCCGCAGCCGCCCACCACGCCCUCCCUGCAGCCCUCCCCCCCGUCCCUCGCCGUUCCUGCCCCUGAUCUCCCGACCGGCCUGGAGCCGCCUCAAAGAGCAUCUGGCCUUGCUCCAAGUGCCCCGGGUGAUGAUGGCUUGGCCACUGGUGCUUCCAGCCGUGCUGCUGCUGCUCCGCCCCGUGGUGGUGGUGGUGGUGCUGCUGCUACCGGUGCUGCUUAUGAAUUGGCUGGCCUUGGCUCUGCAGGUGAGUCUCCCGUCGCCCUCCCCUCUUCCCCUGCUUCUGCUUCUGCUUCUUCUGCUUUUGGAACUUCUGUUUCUGGUUCUCCUGUGGUUGCUGCUGCACGUGUCUCUCCUGCUGCUCCUGCUGCUGCCCCCGUUGCUGUCCCUCCUGCUGCCUCUGCAUCUGUUACCUCUUCUGCAGGUCCCAGCACGGGAACUGCAACAACCGCAGCAGCUGCACCAGCUUCAGCACCUGCUAUUGCCAGGUUAUCCAAGGCAGGGGUUGCCUUGACCGCCUCUCCUGCCUUAUCCCCAGCUGUCUCGCCUGCUGCCUCUCCGGCUGUGUCGCCCAAGCCUGCUGCCGGCUCCUCGCCCUCUCGCGGUGUCUCAGGCUGGACCUCCCUCUUCCGCCCACUCUGGGGGCCAGCAGCGUCUCCAGCAGCUUCUCCUGCUGCCGCUGGUGGUGCUGCUGGUGCUGCUGGUGCUGCUGCUUCUGGUGGUGCUGCUGUUGGUACUUCUGCUGCUGGGACUGUUGCUCCAGCGGUUGCAGCUAAUGCAACGGAAGGUGGUGGUGUCUACACGCCCAGUGCUGCUCCCUCUGUCACUAGUGCGACUGAUCCUGCUGCUGCCCCCAUUGCCGCUGUCGCCUCGGGUCCUACUGCCUAUCCUGUUGCAGCUGUUCCCGCACCAGCAGUUGUUUCGUCCUCAUCAGCAAUACCUGCAGUAGCAUCGCCACCAGUUGCACCUGCACCAGUAGCACCUCCACCAUUUGCACCUGCACCAGUUGCACCUGCACCAGUUGCACCUGCACCAGCUGCACCUGCACCAGUUGCACCAUCCGCAGUUGCACCUGCUCCUGCACCACAAGCAGCACCUGCGCCGGCAGUAGCAGCUGCAGCCGCAGUUGGAAGAAAGACCGCCCCCCCUGUCUCCUCCUCACCUCAUCUCCCCACACCUCAUCAUCACCCGUCCCCCCCUCACUACCCCCCUCCUCCUUCCAGGCCCGACUCCCCUCUUCCCUUGUCCGUCCCCCCCGAGCCUGUUCCCGCAGCCAUCCAUCCCAUGGACCCGCGUGCGCAUCCAUUUGUCCUCUCUCCUCCUCAUACUACGCCCUCUCACACCCGCCCCUACUCUGCAGUAUCCUCCUCUCCCACGGUCCUGCAUCCCCUGGACCUGCGCGCACAUCCAGGUCCAGCCUCCCUCACCUCCCAAUCCUCCACAGUACCUCCCGCUCCCACAGUCCUUCACUCGCUGGAUCCAUGCGCUUCCCCCACCCCUCACACAGCAGACUCUCUGUCACCCAAAGCUGCCUCCCCGUUGUCAGGCGCUGCUCCUGCUUCUCCGCUCGCUUUCCUCUCGUCCAUAUUUGGCGGCGGCGCUGCUGCUGCUGCUGCUGCAGGGGUGGGUCCAGCAGCAGAAGAGAUGCUGGAUGCAAGGGUAGUGGGAGAGAGUGCGGCUGGGAAGGAAGGGAUGCAGCUGCUAAGAGGCAAGUGAUGGACCAAGAAGCAGAGGGGACAGGGAACCAUGGCGAGAUUGGUCCCCCUGGAGGUGUGCUGGUGCAUGGCUUGUCGGCCGAUUCUGAUACCAUGUCGACUGGAUCAAGGCAUGAUGCUGAUUCUGCUGCUGACGUCGGUGCUUAUCCCAAGGGCAAGUACGCUGCUGCCUUGGUCCCUCCGGCCUUAGAGCCAGGUGUUGCAGGCAGCUCCCAGGGUUCCUCCAGCCGCCCAGAGUCAAGGGAGUCAACGGAGUCAACGCGGUCGAAUGAUUCACCUGAGAAAGCACAGUCAGUGACGGGUGACGCACCUGUGGGGGGGGGCGAAGCAGCAGCUACUGAGGCGUGGGUGCGUGCGGGCAGUGGAGAGGGAGGGAGGUUGAAAGGAGGCUUGGGAGGAGGUUUGGAGAGAGGCUUGGAAGGAGGUGUGGAAGAAGGUGUUGUAGAGUGGCCAGUGGUAUUGCCACGUGGUGGCAUGGAUGGGGGAAUAGAGAGGGGCAUUGGAAAACAGGUGGAUGGAACAGGUCACAUUGGAGCAGUGGAAGUGGUGGCUGCUGGUGACUCAACAGAGCGGUCUCUUAUAAGGGGGUCAGUGAAUAUGGGCCCUGCAGUUGUGGUCGGUAGCAUAGAGCGGGUUUUAGUCGCUGGGAGCGAUACAGAUAAGCAGGUUGGAAGCAGCGAGGGUGAGAGUAAGGGGA